UCCGAUACUCGUUCUCGCGGCCGCAGAUAGUCUCGUACUUCAUGACGUGUCAUGGCAGCCCUCGAGAUGUGAUACGAGUUUGACUCGCGACAACGUUUCGCGCAAUUCCACGCAGCGAGAGCAAGCGAGAGAUAAAAAGAAACCCGAAGACGUGCGUGGCAUAUGAUGCGAUCGGGUGCUUUCAUGUAGGAGAAUACGUUUCACGGAAAAAACACGAGCGGUACGACAAACGUUUAUAAAAAGACCUGGUGAUUGUGAUGACAACAGCGAUGGGAACGAUGACGGUGAUUUUCUACACGCUGUGCGCGUUCCACGGCGUUGUGGCGUUCUAUUUACCUGGUCUGGCGCCCGUGAAUUAUUGUAAGGUCGGCGAGACCACACCAACCUGCAAGUCGGACAUCAAACUAUAUGUGAAUCGUUUAAACACUGAGAAAUAUGUCAUACCUUACGAAUAUAGUCAUUUUGACUUUUGCACGGCAGAAGAGGGACAGUCCCCAGUUGAGAACUUAGGACAGGUUGUUUUUGGAGAACGCAUACGUCCUUCUCCUUACAAGUUGGACUUCUUAAAAGAUGUCAAGUGUGCUACUGUUUGCACAAAAUUGUACACGUCAAGUGAUGAAAAUUCAGAGAAAAAGUUACAGUUAUUAAGAAAAGCAAUAGCAGUCAAUUAUCAACAUCAUUGGAUAGUUGAUAAUAUGCCAGUAACAUGGUGUUAUCAGUUAGAAGAUGAACGACAAUAUUGUAGCACUGGCUUCCCUAUGGGCUGUUAUUCAAAAGAAUCCAGAUCUCAGCAAGAUACUUGUACUAUACAUGGUCCGUACAACAAACCAAAAACUUACUAUUUAUUUAAUCAUGUGAAUCUUACUAUAACUUAUCAUAGUGGUGGUUCAGAGGAAUGGGGAUCGUCCUUUAAGGAAAACGGUGGUCGUAUCAUAUCUGUAAAAGUAGUACCUCGCAGUAUUAAGCAUACUAGCCAAAUUGAUUGUGAAAGUCAAAUACCAUUGGAGAUACCAUCCAGUGAGCAGCCAUCUGCACAGACGUUCCAAGUAAUAUAUACAUAUUCUGUUAAAUUUGUGAAAAAUAACACGAUUAAAUGGUCAUCUAGGUGGGAUUACAUUUUAGAAUCGAUGCCACAUUCGAAUAUUCAGUGGUUCAGUAUUCUUAAUUCGCUGAUAAUCGUUCUAUUCCUCUCUGGAAUGGUAGCUAUGAUAAUGCUUCGUACUCUGCACAAAGACAUCGCACGAUAUAACCAGGCCUACUUCCAGAUAGAAUCAGGAGAAGAUGCACAAGAGGAAUUUGGAUGGAAAUUGGUACACGGCGAUGUAUUCCGCCCUCCGCGCAAAGGAAUGUUGCUUUCGGUUUUGCUAGGAUCCGGUAUUCAAGUGUUCUUCAUGACGCUGGUUACAUUAGCAUUCGCUUGUCUGGGUUUCCUUUCGCCUGCUAAUAGAGGUGCACUAAUGACUUGCGCGAUGGUGUUGUACGUUUGUCUGGGAACCACGGCGGGAUACGUGGCCGCUCGAAUAUACAAAAGUUUUGGAGGAGAGAAAUGGAAGUCCAACGUGUUACUCACAUCUAUGCUUAGCCCCGGAAUUGUAUUUAGUUUAUUCUUCAUAAUGAAUCUGAUAUUUUGGGCAAACGGAAGUUCGGCCGCAGUACCUUUCAGCACUUUAAUCGCUCUUUUGGCAUUGUGGUUUGGAGUAUCCGUACCGUUAACAUUUAUCGGUGCUUACUUGGGCUUCAAAAAAAGGGCUGUGGAGCACCCGGUACGAACAAAUCAAAUUCCUCGACAAAUACCAGAGCAGAAUUUUUACACACAACCAAUACCUGGCGUCAUCAUGGGUGGUGUCCUGCCAUUCGGUUGCAUAUUUAUUCAAUUAUUCUUCAUACUUAAUUCUCUUUGGUCAAGCCAAGUGUAUUACAUGUUCGGAUUUCUCUUCUUGGUUUUUCUCAUACUCGUCAUCACGUGUUCUGAAACGACAAUUCUGCUCUGUUAUUUCCAUCUUUGCGCUGAGGAUUAUCACUGGUGGUGGCGCAGCUUUCUUACAUCUGGCUUUACUGCUGUCUACUUGUUAAUCUAUUGUAUACAUUUCUUCGUCACUAAGUUAGAAAUUGAAGGUGCCACCUCUACGUUCCUGUAUUUUGGAUAUACGUUCAUUAUGGUUUACUUAUUCUUCCUUUUGACAGGUUCCAUUGGUUUCUUUGCCUGUUUUUGGUUUGUGCGCAAGAUUUAUAGUGUUGUGAAGGUUGAUUAAAUAAAACUGAUGAUGAGAACAAUGCUUGUAUGAUGAAUGUAAUAUGAUGAGUGAAACCAAUCGUAAUGAGAAUGAGUGAUAGUCGAUAUUGUGUAAACCCGCGUUAAAAAGAUAAAGGAGAAAAAAUCCGUAUAAUAAUAAGCAAAUUAUAGCGCAUCUUCACGUCGUUAUUGUUGAGAUACAUCGUUGCAAGUAUCGUCAUAAAUAAUAAAUAGUUUAUUUUAUUAACGCGAAAAAGGUUUAGUUUUCAAAGAGUGGACGUCGAUAUCGUUAUCGACUAUCUGACAUUCUUCGAAAAGUAUUUUCUCGAAUAAACGUCUAACAUACAUAAUGUAUAUUAAACGAUGUAUGUUUUAGAUGUUUGCGAAAAUCUGUAUAAGCGUCUUGUUUUAUUUUUUUCCUUUACUCUCAAAAUGCUUCACUUACAUCACAAAAGCAUUAUGUGGUAUACAACCAUGAUACGUUUCAGAUCGAAUUUUCAAUGUGUCACAUGAAAUCGAUUCUGGUCAAAUUACUUAUUGUUUAUUCAUUUAUUUAUUAUUGGCAUUAUUGUGAAAAGGAAUUUUUAAUAAAACGGAAAAUAUUAAACGUGUGCACGCGUGCAUAAUGACAUAGAAGUACAAUUCGAUUCUAAUUGCGAAACGCACGUGUCAUCCAUGUUUUUUAAAUUAUAAAUUAAAUACACAAGUAAUAAAAAUGUACAAAUUGAGAACUUAACA
Messenger RNA from Mycetomoellerius zeteki, 2971 nucleotides. RefSeq names its product transmembrane 9 superfamily protein member 2 (gene TM9SF2). Lineage: Eukaryota; Metazoa; Arthropoda; Insecta; Hymenoptera; Formicidae. The record is from RefSeq and is a predicted model, not a curated record. Bases 258 to 2252 code for a protein of 664 amino acids. Gene Ontology annotation, cellular component: membrane. The transcript is spliced from 15 exons. Gene Ontology annotation, biological process: protein localization to membrane.